This is a messenger RNA of Cyphellophora attinorum, 936 nucleotides long. RefSeq names its product 5'-hydroxyaverantin dehydrogenase. Gene Ontology annotation, cellular component: cytoplasm. The coding region runs from base 1 to 936 and encodes 311 amino acids. The transcript has a single exon. The record is from RefSeq and is a predicted model, not a curated record. Lineage: Eukaryota; Fungi; Ascomycota; Eurotiomycetes; Chaetothyriales; Cyphellophoraceae. Gene Ontology annotation, molecular function: oxidoreductase activity, acting on the CH-OH group of donors, NAD or NADP as acceptor.
AUGACGACCAAGAGCGGUCAAUCUGGCUUCAGCCGCGGACCGAUCAACUGUACAAUCACAGGCCCGAAGAAUGAUCUCAAGGGAAAGGUAGCCAUCGUCACCGGAGGCAGCAACGGAAUUGGAGCAGAAUAUGUGAAGCGCUUGGUCCAAGCCGGAGCUCGUGUCUGUAUUGGCGACGUCGACGAGGCUGGUGCGCUAGCUCUUCAGGAAAAGUUUGGCGCGGACCAGGUCUCGUUCUCGAAAUGCAGCGUCACUAGUUGGGAAGACCAAGUCGCACUCUUCAGGGAGGCAAGAACGCACACUGGGAACAUCGACAUCGUGAUUGCGAACGCCGGCAUCGCGGCUGAAGACGAGAUCAACAUUAGAGACUAUGAACUCGACGUCAAAGUCCCACCCAAGCCCGAGCUCCGCACCCUCAAUAUCAACCUCAUCGGUGUCUUCUAUACGACCAAGCUGGCCCUCCACCAAUUUCAACGACAACGUCGGACCGAUGCUAAAGCCGAAAGCGUGCUCAUCCUUCAAGGCUCGCUCGCAGGCUACCUCAGCAUCCCCAAUGUACCACAGUACAAUGCCUCCAAGUAUGGCUUGCGCGGUAUGCUUCGAGCUCUCGUCCUCAGCAGUCCCUCUUACGGAACUCGUGUCAACUACAUUGCGCCCUGGUUCAUCUCAACUGCCAUUUUGAGCCCGAGAAUGCAGGGCGUGUUGGCGAGUACGGCUGAUGGAUUUGCGACGAUUGAAGAUGCAGGGUCAGCGAUGAUGAGGGUGGUGAGUUUCGAGGAGAAGAACCAUGGGAGGACGCUGGCUGUGGUGCCGAGAGUGCAUUCGAAGGAGAUGGGGUAUGUGGAUUUGGACCAGGAUGAUUUUGGCCCGAAGGAGAGCUUUCUGGGGUUGAUGCAAGAGAGGUUGUUGGGGUUGAAGCCGCCGUCUAAUCUGUGA